Messenger RNA from Adineta ricciae, 858 nucleotides. NCBI's taxonomy places the organism in Eukaryota, Metazoa, Rotifera, Eurotatoria, Adinetida, Adinetidae. The record is from the annotation of a GenBank genome assembly.
AUGGUUCUAAAAGCGAUGUUUUAUUGCAUCGUCAUUCUUUUCAGUAUGACAAUAGUUCAUGUAAGCGGCCAAUUAUGCCAAGAUACUACUCAGUAUGGUCGGUGUUCGAUGAAUAAUGCAUGUGGCUGUCUUCAUAUGGCAGGUGCCAAUAGUGUCGGCAUUUGUGGUUUUCUCUACGGUUUUUGUUCUAAGCUAACUCCAUGUGAAUCGACAGAUAAUUUAUGUGAUGAACCUCAUCAUACUUGUGUUCAUCAUCCUCGAUGCUCUUCGCAUCCUGUUUGUUAUCCACUGUCAAUGAUUGAUCAACAACUGUGUCCACCAAUUAUAGCAUUCUUAUAUCAUGUUUCGUAUGUGAUAUCUAUCUUUUUUUUAACCAAUACUACAUCAACAACAACAACAGCACCGUCGACCACUACAACUGUGACGCCAGGAUGGACAAUGACAACAAAUAUGAGUGUUGCACGAUACGGUCAUACAGCAUCCAUAUUAUCAAAUGGUAAAAUAUUAGUUGCUGGUGGAUAUGGUAAUAAUGAUGUUGUUCUCAACAGCGCUGAAUCAUAUGAUCCAUUGACAAAUACUUGGACAAUGACAACAAAUAUGAGUGUUCCACGAAAAUAUCAUACAGCAUCCAUAUUAUCAAAUGGUAAAAUAUUAGUUGCUGGUGGAUUUGGUAAUAAUCGUGUUUCUCUCAACAGCGCUGAAUCAUAUGAUCCAUUGACAAAUACUUGGACAAUGACAACAAAUAUGAGUGUUCCACGAUACAGUCAUACAGCAUCCAUAUUAUCAAAUGGUAAAAUAUUAGUUGCUGGUGGAUAUGGUGAAUCUGGUUAUAGUUGGAAUAGUGCUGAAUUGUACUGA